AACUGACACCUAAGCACUGAUUACAAAGUCAUAACUUAAAAAUGUUUCUCCUUUAAUAUAUAGGGGAUUAUUUUUCCAUCAAUUUAUUAACAUUCCAAACUGUCCAUACUCCAUAUAUUAUAAAUACUUCACCAUGUACCUCUAACGUCCAUAACAUUUCUUCAAACAAAACCCAAGUUUCAGAGAAAAAGGAAAAGAUUAAAAAUUAAAUAAUGACAAUAAAGAGGUCAUCUCAAGCAACAUCGAUCAAGCAAAUCUUAAAGAGAUGCUCGAGUCUAGGGAAGAAGAAGAACGUCAACGGUUGCUACUAUAAUCAAGAAGAUGAUAGUUUUCCACAAGACGUGCCAAAAGGUCAUUUUCCGGUUUAUGUUGGACCAAACCGAAGUCGCUACAUCGUUCCCAUCUCGUGGCUCGAAUACUCCGAGUUUCAAACGUUGCUCCGACUAGCCGAGGAAGAGUUUGGUUUUGACCAUAAUAUGGGUCUUAUCAUACCCUGUGAUGAAGGGUUCUUCAGGUCUCUGAUCUCCAUGUUCAGAUAAAGUUCGAUCUAAAAUAUCCAAGAAAGCUGACUAAUAGCUACGUGAUGACCAGAAGAAGAUCCGUGUUAGCAAGGCAUCAACCCGCGGGUUGGGUUUUUUUGGUUCUUUUUUUUCUUUCGAAGACGAAAAUUUGUAAUAGUUGGAGUCUUUUUUCCCUCAAGUCGGCGUGAAAGGUUAGCCGGUGAUCUUGAGAGGAGUAGCUAGUUAACUUCUAUAAAUACGUUGUGAUCAAUUAAAAAAAAAUCUACAUGUUCUUUAAUAAUCCACAAUAUAUAAAUGUUCCAAAAUCAAUAAUUCAGGUUUGAAUCCGUGUCAUUAA
Messenger RNA from Brassica napus (rape), 858 nucleotides. Its product is annotated as protein SMALL AUXIN UP-REGULATED RNA 10-like. The transcript has a single exon. The record is from RefSeq and is a predicted model, not a curated record. NCBI's taxonomy places the organism in Eukaryota, Viridiplantae, Streptophyta, Magnoliopsida, Brassicales, Brassicaceae. Gene Ontology annotation, biological process: response to auxin. Bases 213 to 539 code for a protein of 108 amino acids.